CCACGACGUUUUCCGCCCCGGGGUUUCCCGGCCCUAUCCUGGCCCCCGGGCAAAGCGCAGGGCGUGGGGGAGACCCGGGGCGGGGGCGGGGUGGGGGCCACUCGGUCGGCCUCCUUCCCGGGAUGGAGGCGCUGGCGCCCCGCUGAAAUCGGGGCGGGGGCGGCGGCGGGCACCCGCGGGGACCGCGGUCCCCCACCCCCAGGCCGGCCGCCCGGCCGCCAGCAGCUCAGUAACACGUCCCCAGGAGACUCGCAGGAGCAACACGUGAUGUGUCUACUUAUCAGGUUUGCAUCUCUCCGGGUCCCGGCCCCCCGAGCCCACCGGUGCCCUCCGCGUCAUGCCCGGGAGCCACGCGCCCUGCCCGGCCGCUGCUGCAUUUCUGCUCCUGAGGCGACGGCUUUGAGGCACAGCCCUGCCCGUAAGUGUGCCCAGCCAGCGCCAGCCCCUCAGUGAGGAGGCGCCGGUGUGACGAGAGAAGAGGACAGCGUCUACACAAGGGACUGAGACAAGAGAAGAAAGAAGUGAGCACACGCAUCUGCUCCUCCUGCGAGUGACGGCGAGAGUGGGGCGUCUGCUGGGGCAGAGAUGGAGUUCUGUGACGGAGACUUCUUAGAAGCUUAAACCCUCGACUCAAUGACGUCCAGUUCGCCCGUUGGCUCGGAAGGUUCUGACUUGUCUUCCGUCAGCACCAUGAUGUCGGCAGUGAUGGGUGUAAGCAAGGUGGCUGAGAAUGGCGGCAGCCCCCCAACCAUCAAAUGUCCCUCGAAGCCUCCAGGACCAAAUCGUAUUGGUAGAAGGAACCAGGAAACAAAAGAGGAGAAGUCCUCCUAUAACUGCCCCCUGUGUGAGAAGAUCUGCACCACACAGCACCAGCUCACAAUGCACAUUCGCCAGCACAACACAGACACCGGCGGGGUGGACCACUCGUGCAGCAUCUGCGGCAAGUCGCUCAGCUCGGCCAGCUCCCUGGACCGCCACAUGCUGGUGCACUCGGGCGAGCGGCCGUACAAGUGCACCGUGUGCGGCCAGUCUUUCACCACCAACGGCAACAUGCACAGACACAUGAAGAUUCAUGAGAAAGACCCUACCAGCACCACGACGGCGGCCCCACCGUCCCCCCUGAAGCGCCGGCGGCUGUCCUCCAAGAGGAAGCUGAGCCACGACGGCGAGUCGGAGAAGGAGGACCCGACACCCACCAAGAAGAUGGUAGAAGAUGGGUCGGGGGAUUUGGAGAAGGCGAGUGACGAAGUAUUUCACUGCCCCGUGUGUUUCAAGGAGUUUGUCUGCAAGUACGGCCUGGAGACACACAUGGAGACCCACUCGGAUAACCCGCUAAGAUGUGACAUCUGCUGCGUCACCUUCCGAACGCCUCGAGGACUGCUCCGGCACAACGCCCUCGUCCACAAACAGCUUCCCAGGGACGCGAUGGGAAGGCCUUUCAUACAGAACAACCCUUCCAUCCCCGCCGGCUUCCACGACCUGGGCUUUACCGACUUCUCCUGCAGGAAGUUCCCGCGCAUCUCUCAGGCCUGGUGCGAGACCAACCUGCGCAGAUGCAUCAGCGAGCAGCACCGCUUUGUCUGCGACGCCUGCGACAAGGCCUUCCCCAUGCAGACCUCGCUCGCCCUGCACAAGCAGACCCACGCCCCCGCCGACCCUGGCCAGGACAGACCACAGGCCGAGAGCCUGCAGGGCGAGGAUGCCCUGGACCAGAAGGUCUUCCUGGCCUGGCUGGGCCUGCAGCACACCAAAGAGGCCAGGCCAGCUCCGGCGGAGGAGCCCCUGCCUAGUGACAACCAGGCCAUUCAGCUCCAGACACUCAAGUGUCCGCUACCUCAGGACCCCGGCUGCACCGCCGUGCUGGGUCUGUCUGCUCUGGAGGCAGCUUCCCUGGGCAGCCCGAUCACCGUCCUGCCGGCCACCAAGGAUGGCCUGAAGCACCUGUCCCUGCAGCCCUUCCAGAAGGGGUUCAUCAUCCAGCCUGACAGCAGCAUCGUGGUGAAGCCCAUCUCUGGGGAGUCGGCCAUGGAGCUGGCAGACAUCCAACAGAUCCUCAAGAUGGCAGCCUCUGCCCCCCCGCAGAUCAGUCUUCCGCCUCUCUCCAAGGCCCCUCCCAACGCGCCCCUGCAGGCCAUCUUCAAGCACAUGCCCCCGCUGAAGCCAAAGCCCCUGGUCACGCCCCGCACGCUGGUGGCCACGUCCACACCGCCCCCGCUCAUCAACACGCAGCAGGCCUCCCCGGGCUGCAUCAGCCCCAGCCUGCCCCCGCAGCCCCUGAAGCUGCUCAAGGGCUCGGUGGAGGCCGCCUCGCACACACACCUGCUGCAGUCCAAGUCCGGGGCCCCCCUGUUUCUGCAGGCGCCGCAGGCAGAGCUUCCGGGCCAGGCGGAGAUGAAGGCGCAGCUGGAGCAGGACAGCAUCAUCGAGGCCCUGCUGCCCUUGAGCGUGGAGGGCAAGAUCAAGCAGGAGAUCACGGAGGGCGACCUCAAGGCCAUCAUGACGGGCCCCGGCGGAGGCGGCGGCGGCGGCAAGAAGGCGCCGGCCAUGCGCAAGGUGCUGUACCCGUGCCGCUUCUGCAACCAGGUGUUCGCCUUCUCCGGCGUGCUGCGCGCGCACGUGCGCUCGCACCUGGGCAUCUCGCCCUACCAGUGCAACAUCUGCGACUACAUCGCGGCCGACAAGGCAGCGCUCAUCCGCCACCUGCGCACGCACAGCGGCGAGCGGCCGUACAUCUGCAAGAUCUGCCACUACCCCUUCACCGUCAAGGCCAACUGCGAGCGCCACCUGCGCAAGAAGCACCUCAAGGCCACGCGCAAGGACAUCGAGAAGAACAUCGAGUACGUGACGAGCAGCGCGGCCGAGCUGGUGGACGCCUUCUGCGCCCCGGACACCGUGUGCCGGCUGUGCGGCCAGGACCUGCAGCACCACCGCGCCCUCCGCAUGCACAUGCGCACCCACUGCGCGCGCGCCCCUGGGACCCGCGCCCGCAAGCCCUUCGAGUGCCGCGAGUGCAGCGCCGCCUUCUCCGCCCGGCGCAACUGCGUGCACCACGUGCUCAAGCAACACCUGCACGUGCCCGAGCAGGACAUCGACAGCUACGUGCUGGCCACCGACGAGGCCCCCGGCCCGGCCUCCGGGGCCACGGAGGAGCAGAAGCCCCUGGCCGCCUUCCUGGAGCCCCAGAACGGCUUCCUGCACGCCAGCCCGGCCCCGCAGCUGCCCCACGUGGCCGUGAAGCUGGAGCCGGCCAGCAACUUCCCCGGGGAUUUCAACGAGCCCCUGGACUUCUCCCAGAAGGGCCUGGCCCUCGUGCACGUCAAGCAGGAGAACACAGGCCCCUUCCUCAGCCCGGGGUCCACAAGCCCCUAUGACUGCUCCAUGGAGCCCAUCGACCUGUCUAUCCCCAAGAAUGCGCGGAGAGGGGACAGAGAGCCAGCCACCCCCGCUGAGGACAAGACACCCGAGCAAGAACCAAAUGGCACCGAGCCGUCUCCCUGCCCACCGCCACCGGGUGCUGCCCUGCCCGUGGCCUUGGGGCCCAGCGGAGCCCCAGAGAAGCCCCCCGUGACCACGUCUGCAGGCACCGAUCUGGAAGGCCACACUCAGCCCCUGCAGGGCACCGUCCAGGUAGCCCUGCCCAUCUACUCCUCAGCUCUGGUCAACAGCUCCCCGCUCGUGGGAACCCCCACCCUGCUCAGCAGCCCUACCUUGUUACGGCCCCUGCGCCCCAAGCCCCCCUUGCUCUUGCCAAAGCCCCCCGUGUCGGAAGAACUGCCCCCUCUGGCCUCCAUCGCCCAGAUCAUCUCAUCGGUGUCCUCCGCCCCCACCUUGCUGAAGACCAAGGUGGCCGACCCCGGGCCCGCAGGCGCCAGCAGCAGCGGCGCGGCCUCAGACAGCUCCGGAGGCUCCUUCCCCAAAGCUGCCGCCGUCCCCUCCAGCACCGCCAGCCCCAAAGAACCUAGCGACCCGCCCCCUGCCGCCAACAGCCCGGAGGCGGCCUCACCCCCCGAACCGGGGUCCGCUGGAUUGUCCAAGAAGAGGUCCCGGAAAAGGGGGCUGCGGAGCCGACCCCGAAAUGGCAGUGACGGGGUGGACCUGGACUCCAGUGGCGAGUUCGCCAGCAUCGAGAAGAUGCUGGCCACCACGGACACCAACAAGUUCAGUCCCUUUCUUCAGACGGCGGAGGACGACUCGCAAGAGGAGGCGGCCCCGGCUGACCACAACGGGCCCAGCGAUGAAGAGCAGGGCAGCCCCCCAGAGGAGAGGCUGCUGAGGGCCAAGCGCAACUCCUACGCCAACUGCCUGCAGAAGAUCACCUGUCCCCACUGUCCCCGGGUCUUCCCCUGGGCCAGCUCCCUGCAGCGACAUUUGCUCACACACACUGGUCAGAAACCCUUCCCCUGUCAAACUUGCGACGCCUUCUUUUCUACCAAAUCUAACUGUGAACGCCACCAGUUACGCAAACAUGGACUUACCAACUGUUCCCUGAGAAGAAACGGGCUUAUCCCCCAGAGCAAAGAGAGUGAUGUUGGAACCCAUGAUAGCCCAGACAGCCAGUCGGAUGCAGAGACGCCAACCUCAGGAGCCCACGCCCUGGAUCUCACCUCCCGGGAGAAGGAGAAGGAAGCAGCGGCCCCGGAGCCCAGCCCUGUGGUGGAAGAGCAGCGGCCCAUAGAGGAGGAGGGCCAGGGAGCCGCCAAGCCCCUGCCUGGGGAGGAAGCAGUGGCCUCCGGGAGCCUGGGGCCCGAGGACAGGCCCGGAGAAGAGAGGGACGAGGAGGAGGUGGAUGGCCCAGAGGAGGACACGGUCAGCAAUCAGAGUCUGGACCUCAACCUGGCCAGCACGCUCAUGUGCUUCAAACUGGCCGAGGGCGAGGGGGUCUCUGGCUCCCAGGACCACAAGCACACCUGCAACAUCUGUGGGAAAAGCUUCAAGUUCCCGGGGACCCUGACCCGCCACCACAAAGCCCACGGGCCAGAGGAGACCAAGGAUGAAGCCCAGAGCGCCGGUGGGGCGGACGAGGGUUCCUCCGUGGGCCCAGAGCUUGAAGAGCUGCCCGAGGAACCCCCAGCUGACGGGGAGGCAUCCUCGGAAGCCACAGCGGAGAAGCAGAGCGAGGAGACAGAGGGCGUCUCUGACGGAGAGGUCCCAGCCGAGAGGAAGGCCUCGGAGAAGAGUGACGACGACAGGAAGCCAAAGACGGACUCGCCGCGCAGCGCAGCCAGCAAGGCGGACAAGAGGAAGAAGGUGUGUACUGUGUGUGACAAGCGCUUCUGGUCCCUUCAGGACCUCACCCGCCACAUGCGCUCCCACACAGGAGAACGGCCGUACAAGUGUCAGACGUGCGAGCGCACCUUCACACUGAAGCACAGCCUGGUCCGCCACCAGCGGGUCCACCAGAAAGCCAGGCACGCCAAAGCGCAGGGGAAGGACAGCGACAAGGACGGCGAGGACAGUGGGAGCGAGUCCACCCACAGCGGCAACCACCCCGCGUCGGAGGGCGAGACCGACUUAGCCUCGGUCCCCCGAGGCCACAAGGAGAGCCUGGCCCUCGCCAGGGACGCCGGCGGCCGGGAGGACCGGGCGGUGAAACGGACGGCCGAGCUGGGCCAGGCAGAGGCUGGCAGGAGUCCCCCCAGAGCCUCAGACGGCCCCAGGGAGCAGGCGACACAGGCCGACCCUGAGCGGGACAGCCCAGCAGGCCCGACCCAGGACCUAUCAGAACCACAGGCCGGACGGACGGCUGUAGCUGAAGACGCCUCUCCCCUGCUGGGGAUGGAGUAACCGCUGCCCUGCCCCCAGCACACAAAGCCAGCAGAGCAAAGUGCCCCGAGUCUGGGCUCCCCGAGUGACCUCGGUGCCCUCCACCAUGGGAAAGGACAGGUGGAGAACUGUGUCUCCAUGCCUUAACCUGACCACCUCACCAUGCAGGGCUGCGGGGCCCAGCUCACCCAGCCAGUGCCUUAACUACUUUCCAGCCAGCCUUUUGCUGUCAUCCUGGGGGUGGGUGGGUGGGUGGGAGUGUUCUGUCCUCCCCUCCCCCCCCCCCGAACUUUUGUUGUUGUUGUUGUUGUUGUUUGAAAGCAGAUAUUGUAAUGAAUUAUUUGGAGAGGACCUUCUUUUCAUUUAAGCAUUAACGUUAACCUGUAUUGUGUGUGUGAGCUUGUCCUUGAGGUCCCAUGAUGAUAGCAGCAGUAGCGUUUUGUUCUGUGAGCUGGAAACAGAAGAAAGCAGCCUGCUCCCCCCGCCCCGACAUCCCAUGGCCAAUAACUGGAAGACAAUGAUGUGAAGUUCAUGUAAGUCGCUGAAGGAACCAUGGAUAAGAAGCCUUUCCUUCUCCUGCCUGUCUGCCUGGUGAUGGAGCCGGAGUGCUGGUCCCCAGAAUGUGGUCGGUGAAGGCUUCCGGUCUUGAUUCAGGCAGAAACCAGGAAAAGCUGCUGGCUUCAGCCUUGUGCGUGUGUCCACUCUUCUCACGUCAGACACGCUAUCCAGUUCAGAUUCCAAGACGUCCCGUUCUUUGCGUGUGCCCCCUGGCCGCUUAAUCACAGGAGAACAUGCACAGGGGUCAUUUGGUUUCCCUCCCCCUUUUUGGUAUAUAUAUAUAUAUAUAUAUUAUUAAUAUUAUUGUUAUUAUUAUUGGUUCAUCCCUUUGCUGGUCUCUGCGCUCAGCAGAAACAAAUGGGCAAUAUUUGUCCUGGAGAUUUGGGCACUUGGGUCCCGUGUGAGCUCUGUCACGGCUCCCUGGGUGCCAACCCUUCUACUGUACUUACGCCUGCCUUCCAUGGCUGGGGGUCCCUGCAUACAUCUGGCUGAGGAGCAACUGGCAAGUGGGCCGGGGAGCACUCCCCCCACCCCCGGGGCCCCUCCUCACCUGAAUUCGGCCAGCCACGCCUCCCCUGCCCACGCUCCUGCCGUUUGCAAAGCGAGGAGAUUACUACUGGUGAGAAAACUGCACAUGCAAGAUGGCAGAUAGAGACAUCGAUGUCUCUACCUUCCUGCGAUUCGCAAGCGGUGCUUGAACCGAAAUGUGCUGUGUCUGGUUUCUUGAAUAGCCUGAGCCCCUCUCCCCCACCCCCACCCCCACCCCCACGCUGACCCAGCCCCAGACCUUGCAAAAGGCAGGAUUUAUGUUUCCAUGUGCAUCCUCUGUGGGCAACAGACGCCCUCACUGCAGCCACCAGCAGGGAAAGAGACAGAUCCUACUGUAUCCGAGUGUGUGCUCAGCACCCUGUCCUCCAGCUGGGAACUCCAGGACACUCAAGCCUCCCCACCCCACCCGCCAUCCAUCCAGCCCUUUUGCCUUCUCAGGGGGAAGCCUCCCUGCACCCCGUUGGGACUCCCAAGCAGGCACCUGGGCCCUUUGGGUCCUUGCAGACACCCCUGGAUCCUCUCCACUUCUUUAAACCCAUUUCCGGUGGCCAAAAUCCCAACUGCUCAGACUUCCUUUAGGGAGAUAGAGAAUCUCGAGAGAAUGAGUUCUCUCUCUCUCUCCCUCUCUGCCUCUCUCCCUCUUUCUCUCCCUCUCUCCCCACAUGGAAGGGGAAAGGUGGAGGUAUAUCAUUUCCUGUAACUGUACUAGGGAGGCAGGGACGGGUGUCCAAGUUAGGUUUAGUCCACGUGUGUGAUUGUGAACAGAUCAGGACAGAGGAGAAACCUCCAUCAGCUCCCCCCCCCCUUCCCCAGAGAACCGGUUCCCAUGUCCCUGGAUUUUGUAUGAUGAUUGUUGUUGUUAUUUUCAUCGUUAUUAUUUUUGAGGGUUUUCUUGUGUUCUUCUCGGCGGGCGCCUCUCCACACUGAGACUGUUGAGACAGUGGGGAGCCCCAGGACUUGACUCUACACCGCGGUGAGAUGUAGCAGGAAUCAGCCGGCCACUCGACCCACCGGGGGCUGCAACGACGCAAUAAUCACUAUUGAUUCAGAGCUUUACCCAGCCUCCACCUGUCCCUUCCUAGUCGAUAAGGUCUCGCCACGCUUUCUUAGCAAGGUUGAGAAAACUGCUAUCGUGUGUUUGUGGCUCUGCCCUCACUCCCCUCCCCCAAUAUUAAACUGUGAAAUCUGUGAUUUGUUUCAACUCUGGGUGAAUCCGCUUAGUUUGCAUGUCCAGCUUUUGUUUCUAGACAAUUUUGUUUUGAUUCUCUCUCUCCUCCUCCUCCUCCUCUCAGGGCUUUUACAAAAAAAAAAAAAAAGAAAUUAUAUAUAUGUGUGUAUAUAUAUAUUGAUCUUCUGAAAAGUGUUUUUUGAGGUGCAAGUUCUUCUCCUUUGUUUUUCUCUUUGAUUUAUGGACACAAUGCUGAAAUUCAAUCACUACAUGAAACUCCUGGCUGUGAAAACUAAACAGACCCCUCCCCCUCCCGCCAUGGCCUGUUUUUUUUUUUGUUGUUGUUGUUGUUUGUUUUGUUUCCACACACACACAUACAACCCCAGGGAAGCUACAUGACAGUUUGAGAAAGAUCCAUCAACACCCCCCCACCACCACCACUCUCUGUUCAUCUCUCUAUCCACUUCAAGAAGGAAGUUGAUCCUGGUGAUUUCAGCCCGUGCAUUAAACAGGAAACAAUAAUAAAUAUGCAGAAUUCCUAUUUGUUUUUCUAAAGGGAACUUUAAAACUGCUGCUACAUGUACAAAACUGGUUUAUUGCCACACGAACAGAGAAUCACACGUUUGGUUUUGGUACUUGUGUUCCUCUCUGUAUUCAGCUGUGCAGUACUUCCAAAUUCAGAUGAGAAGAAAAGCUGUCUGUAUCAAACCAUCUAAGCAAUAAAUGUUAUAUUUUAAAAGCA
Erinaceus europaeus (western European hedgehog) is the source of this 8780-nucleotide messenger RNA. It is a transcript of the gene RREB1, whose product is annotated as ras responsive element binding protein 1. The transcript is spliced from 14 exons. Gene Ontology annotation, biological process: regulation of transcription by RNA polymerase II. Lineage: Eukaryota; Metazoa; Chordata; Mammalia; Eulipotyphla; Erinaceidae. The record is from RefSeq and is a predicted model, not a curated record. Gene Ontology annotation, cellular component: nucleus. Bases 634 to 5784 code for a protein of 1716 amino acids. Gene Ontology annotation, molecular function: RNA polymerase II cis-regulatory region sequence-specific DNA binding; DNA-binding transcription activator activity, RNA polymerase II-specific.